CCCAGGCCACUGGGGAGAUGACAGGGCUGUCGACCGACGACGGUGGCAGCCCCAAGGGGGAUGUGGACCCAUUCUACUACGACUACGAGACCGUCCGGAACGGAGGCCUGAUCUUUGCCGCCCUGGCCUUUGUCGUGGGGCUCAUCAUCAUCCUCAGUAAAAGGCUCCGCUGCGGCGGCAAAAAGAAACACCGGCAAGUGGACGGAGAUGAGCUGUGAUGACGGAGUCUGCUGUGUGCUCAUUGCACCGGGGCCGUUGGGAAGCCUUCCGUGAGCUGUAGACCUUUGUCCCCAGCGCCGCCAGGCCCUGGGCUGAAGGAAGCACCGGGCCCCAGGUGACCCCUGGGUGCGCCUGGCCUCCUCCCACCU
Messenger RNA from Hyaena hyaena (striped hyena), 368 nucleotides. RefSeq names its product FXYD domain containing ion transport regulator 2 (gene FXYD2). Gene Ontology annotation, cellular component: membrane. Gene Ontology annotation, molecular function: sodium channel regulator activity. NCBI's taxonomy places the organism in Eukaryota, Metazoa, Chordata, Mammalia, Carnivora, Hyaenidae. Gene Ontology annotation, biological process: monoatomic ion transport; regulation of sodium ion transmembrane transporter activity. The record is from RefSeq and is a predicted model, not a curated record. Bases 18 to 218 code for a protein of 66 amino acids. The transcript has 6 exons.